AUGGACUCCGCGGCCGAGGCCGCCGCCUCCCAGCGGCGCCGCGACGAGCUGCUCGUCCUGGCAGCCAACCACGGCUUCCUGGCCGACGUGGAGCAGCUACUGGGCGGGGGCGCGCAGGCGGCCGCACGGGACAAGGCCGGCAUCUGCGCCAUCCACUUCGCCUCCCGCAAGGGCCACGCGGCCGUGGUCCAGCUGCUGCUGUCCCGCGGCGUGGACAUCGACGCCGAGGACCCGGGCGGCCGGACCCCGCUGCACUACGCCUGCGCGGGCGGGCGAGGGGACGUGGCCAAGACGCUGGUGAAGAAGGGCGCGUGGCUGGACGCCUACGAUGCGCGGGACGACUCCGCGCUCCACCUGGCCGUGCGCGGCGGCCACGCGCCGAUCGUCAAGCAGCUGCUCAUGGGCGGCGCCAAGACGCACCUGAGGAACGGGAGGGGAUUGACGCCCCUGGGGGAGGCGGUGGCGGGCGGGCACCUGGAGGCCGCGCGGCUGCUGGUCGAGAACGGCGCAGACGCGGCGGACAGGCCGCGCGGGUACAGCCUGCUGCACCUGGCGGCGGGGAUGGGGCGGGAGGGGUGCCUGGGGCUGAUGCUGCAGCACCUCAAGGUUGGGGGGGUGCAAUGUCCGGGCGGGGUCACGCCGCUGCACAGCGCGGCGGUGGGCGGGUCCGCGGCGUGCGUGGAGCUGCUGCUGGAGAGCGGCGUGGACCCAUCGGCGGUCGACGGGGAGGACAAGACGGCGCUGGACUGGGCGACGGAGGCGGGGGGGGAGGCCGCGGCCGCGGUUUUGAAAAAGAGAGCGGCAAAAAGGAAGGGGAAGAAGAAGAGGGAGGCGCCGGAGCCGGCCCCGGAGGCGCAGCCCAUGGACUGGGGGGAUGAGCGGAUCGGGGAGUUUGCGAAAUUGCCUCACGGGCAGCAGAUGGCGCAGAUCGAGAAGUGGGCGGAGGCGCCAGACCAGGCUCUGCGGUCCCUGGACCACCUGGACGAGGGCGCACGGAAGGCGAUCGGGGAGGUGGGGAACUUCAUGCGGAAGCUGAACUGCCACCGGGCUCUGCACAGCCUGAGGCAGGACGAGGGGUUCCAGGAGGACGUGGGGAGCGACGCGGUGAUGGCGGCCAUACAGGAGGUCACGCGGAACCCCACGGCGGUGCAAAAGUACUCGUCAGACAAGAAGAUCAUGGGCGUGCUGGCGAAGCUGAGGCGGCUGCAGGCGGCCCUCCGGCAGAACGGGAGGACGAAGAUCAUUUUUGACGAGCUGGUUGGCGGCAGCAGCACCGAUUUUGACGAGGUGGAGCACUCCCUGGAGGAAUCUCUGAAGGGAGCGAAAGAGGCCGUGAUCGAGGCGGUCUUGCAGCAGAAGAUCAAGGAAGACAAACAGGACAAGUCUCUGGGCCGGGCGGCGCCGGAAAAUGAAUGGGGCCGCAGGAAGAGCCGAUCAACGUCAAACACGCUAGAGAGGGAGUCGUUGUGGAGGGCGAUGGGCAGAGAGUUUGUUCGGCAGUUUGUCUUGGCAGUUGCAGUCGCCGCCUUGGUUUUAUUCGGCCUCUGGGCAACCAACAGACUUCCGUGGAACGACCCCAAGUGGCUACAAGAACACCUGAAGGGAGAUGGCCCCAGGCCUGCCACCAUCAUUCACGAUCCUCAAACCCACAAGAACAUGUACAAGGACUCUGUGUGCAGAGACAAUCCACACUUGUGUGGAACGGAAUUGUAG
Ostreobium quekettii is the source of this 1713-nucleotide messenger RNA. NCBI's taxonomy places the organism in Eukaryota, Viridiplantae, Chlorophyta, Ulvophyceae, Bryopsidales, Ostreobiaceae. The record is from the annotation of a GenBank genome assembly.